AUGCCGCCUCCCCCGCCUCCACCCAAGGGUAAAAAAGCGCCUUUGCCCAAAAAGAUCUCCAAGGCGCCUCCCCCGCCAGGGGGAAAGUCAGCCCCGGAGGGAGGGGAGAAAGCUACGCCUGCUCCGUCUGAAGCGAAGGCGGCUACACCUGCUCCUUCUGAAGCGAAGGCGGCUACGCCUGCUCCGUCUGAAGCGAAGGCGGGGCCUCCGGCAGGAAAACUGACGCCUCCUAAAGGGAAGACGCCGCCUCCUAAAGCGGGGCCUCCCCCCGGCGGUGUUGGCCUUUCAGAAGCGAGUGGAUCCACUGCAAAAACCGCGGCACCACCUCCAGGCUCUCUCGUCGCGUCUCCGGCGCCCAAAGGCGCUCCGUUGCCCGCGGGGAAGGGUAAGGCGCCGCCCGCAGCGAGCGCGGCGCCGGCUCUCGGGCCCGAGGCAUCUGGGGACGGACGCCACGCGACGUUUUACAGUGAUGCCUCUCGACCCGUUGGACUCCCCAGGAGCGGAAUGGACGUGGUGUCGCUCGAGCAAGGGGGCGAGGCUCUGCGGGCAGCAGGCGAGGCAGCCGCCGCGAAGGCAGCCAUGAUGGUUCAGAGGUUCAACCUCGCCGACCUCACGAACGUGCCUGUCGCCUCCGUGCACGGGACAGAACCGCCCGCGUUUCCCUUCGCUCCGGGUGCUGAGAGGAACCCGGCCCUUCUCACGACGGCGAUAAAGGCUGAAAUGGCCAUGCGAAGCAGCCAGCCCACUCAGACUGAGGAGGAACGGCGCCUGAUGCUCGCGGGCUCCUUCAGUUCCCAGCAGCGGAUCAGUUUCAAGAUGACGCCGGAGCACCAGCGCGUGGCUGAGGCGCUGACGCUGCUUCGACGCAUCGAAGAUUUCCGAGGAAGCGUGCAGGCAGGGGAAGUCCAGCGGAUUCGCUAUCUCCUACGCGUCGGCGCCAUCGAAGCUUUCAGCCAGCAGCGGUACUCGGACGCCAUGCUGCAGGCGCUGCACUCUUACCUGAUCGCAAAGGCGUACUACACUGCGUACGAAAGCACACCUCUCGAGGGCGAGAUGGUCCCCGAACUGCUUCUCCUCGCCAAGUGCUGCGGCCUCUCGGGCUGUCCAGAUCGCGGCGAAGAGUUCCUCAGAGAGUUGCGCUACAUCGUCGAAAACACCCUCAUCUUUGUGUCCACUGGCAGCAACGCGCCAGGCGCUGCGGCGGCAAAGGCUAGCGGCCCCGGCGGAGCGAACCGCGGAAGUCCUCAGGGCCCGGUGAUGAAGGUCGAGAAGCACGUCCUUGCCUCUGUCGUCAGCAGCUUGGCAGAGCUGUGCAGUCUCUACAAUCAGCCCGAAAAUGCGAAGCUGUUCUACGAGAAAUACGUGAUUCUCACGAAAGAUGUGUACGGAGCGGACUCUCUGGCGGUGAGCGACGCCCUCAAUACCGUCGCUCUGUACUUCUUUCGGACCCGGCAGUACGACCAAGCCUUGCCGCUCGUGGAGCAAGUUUUGGAUAUUCGUAAGAAGCAUCUGGGCGACUUUGAUGUGGCGGAGCCGAACGCUCGAGUAGCGGACUGCUACGCGAAUAUCGGACUGCUUCAUCGUCUUCUGGGUCGGCCGGCGGAGGCUUUCCCGUUUGUCCUCAUUUCGCUGGACAUGCGGAUGCGGAUCUAUCAGACUCGCGACACGGAGGCCGUCCAGGACAUGGUUCUCGCCCUGGGUUGUUUGCAGCACCAGGCGGGACACUUCCAGGAGGCCCUCGAGGCCUACAAGGAGGUUUGGGCGUUUCGGAAUAAAACGCUCGGGGUCACGCAUCCCGACACCGUCAACGUGGAGAUGCUGCUGAGGCAGCUUGAGAAGGAUUUUGCGGCGCAGAUGCAAGAAGACAAGCAGCGCUUCGUGCACCGCGACAAGGCGUUGCCUUCCGCGAGCGCCUUCGACUUGACGACGCGUGCAGCCUCGCAGCCGCCGCUGUCGCGAAGGGGGCAGAGGCCAGGCGACGUUUUCUACGAGGAGACCUACGACCUGUCGUACGACGAGGGCGCGAAGAAAACUCUGGUCGACUACGUGGACUCGUCAGAGGCUGUGCGCCUCCUGAAGCCGUCGACUGCGGCGACGCUCGAGGAGUAUCGCCACCAGCAGACGGCGAAAGGGUGUAGGUACAACGCGCGGGGCGUCCCGUUCCACUCGGUCGCCCGCAUGCGGGCGUUGUACGGCGAGGAGUGGCGGUCGAUGAUGGUUCCUUCCGUCGCCAUUCUCCCGUACGUCGACGUCGAAGUGACGGGGCCGGACACGCUGAAGCUGGCAGAAUGUUUCCAGUUCCAGGAGGCGCUGUCUGUCGAGCGGCCGACGCUCCCAGUGGUCAACGUGCCCCAGAUCGAGCGCGGCGAGGCCAUGCUCGAGAACGGCCGGCCGCACAUGGUGGUCAACCCCGACGCAGCUGAUUUGCUGACACAGUGGGGCGUCGCUCUGCCGGAAGUCGACGAGAACGGCAAAGUCGUCAACCGCGAUCCGAAGUUCCGCGAAGACGAGGGCUUCCGUCUCUUCCUUCCCCUCGUCGACCCGAGCACGAAUCAGCCGUUUGUGGGCUUCUUCGGCGAGCCUGUUAUGGUGCCGAACCCGGCGGUGUACCACACCGUCAUCGCGCCGGCGAUUCUGCGGUACGCGCGGAAGCAGGCGGCGCUGGCGCAGAGGGAGAAAAGCAAAUUGGCUGGGGGCCAGGCGAAGACGAGCUCUCUGGAAAGCGGCAUGAAGGUCGCGCCCGGAGUCGUGGUGGCGAAGUUGAAAUUCGCGAAGCCCAGCCCCGCGGGAAAACUGGCCAAGGCCAAGCCGCCAGUGGAGAAGAAGGCGGCCGAGGCCAAGGCAGAGACGCCGGACCUGCGUCGGACUGACUCGAAGGCGAAGGCGCCCACCGAGCCCAAGACGCCGACGGAGCCCAAGAUGUCGACGGAGCCCAAGACGCCGAAAGACCCCGCGCCGGCCCCUUCCCUGGCGAAGAAAAAGUCCGCGGAGACGCCUGGGAAGGGAAAGAGUCCUUUUGGGUCGAAGGCGAGCUCGACUUCGAGCCGGAGCGGCGAUUUGAAGGGGAUCCCAGCGGCCCCGCCCUCUGCGAAGGACGGAGAGUCUUCGUCCUCCGAAUCCGAGAGUGACAGUGACGUCAGCGAGAAGAAAAGCACGGCGUCGGCGAGCAGCGAAACUGCCAAGGCCCCGGUCAAGAAAGCGGCUGCAGGUUUCCCCCCGCCCAAGCCUGCAGCGGGCCUGGCGAAGCCUAAGGGGCUCUUGGGGGGCGGCCCUGGCAAAUUCGACGCGUCCGCAUAUAAGGCGAAGGUGAAGGGCGUCGGACCGCUUGGGAAAAAGCUGACGUUUCGGCCGGUUCCCCAGCACAAGGCGGUUUUGCCUGCCACGUUGCGUUACCUUGGAGAGACAAGGGACUCACUGGUUUGCGAGGCCCCGCGCCAGAGGGAAAAAAUGCGCGAAGAAAUCGGUGCGACCUCGACACAGCGGUCCGGCGAGGCCGCCGCCGAGGCAGCGCAGGAAAGCGGAAGACCCGAUGGCGCCGGAGAAAGAGGCACAGACGCGGCGAAAGAAGAGUACCCCGCCCCGCCGCAAACGGAAGCCAAACGCGCGGAGAUAGUCCCGCGAGAAGCGGAUGGGCCGCCGGCGAGCGCCGGGGCCUCUGCGUCGCUGAGGGCGCCCCCUGGGAAGCAGGCGCAGAGUCGGGUCACGGAGAGGCAGGAGCAGGGAGAUACUGUUGCCAAGUCUCAGGAGGAGAAACCAGUGCAUCUCUCAGCUGAGACGCCUGACGCGCCCUGCCGAGAAGGGGAGACCGGAGAGGACAUGCAGGCUGCUUCUUCUUUUUUCCGGCGUCACCCGCCAAGUCCGCCGCGCUCGUCGGCUGCUUCAGUAGGGCGAGAGCCUGACUUUCCUCGACAACCGCCGCGCAGUGAGAGUCAGGCGGAUCCUGACGCACCUUGCGGAGCGCCUGCUCUGGGGAAGGAGGAAUCUUCUCCGGAAGGAGAGAGACGCGAACGAGAGAAGUCUGAGCGCGAGCGAACGAAGGACGACUUCAAGAACCUGCUUCUGAAGAAGCAACAGGAACACAUGAGCGUGACGCUCAUGCGUCUGCAGCAAGAGCGCGAUGGCCGCGCGUCCCAGUCCGUGAAUUCGUGUUCGAUCUCUGCGGAAAUGAGCCGCUCGCUUGAGACCGAGAAGGGCGACAAUUUCCCUCGCCUGUCUCAGCGUGAGUCCCCAGGCGCCGAGUGGGCAUCCUCGCUCGGCUUUCCGGGCAUGCACAGACUCUCUGCAGUUCUCACAGCCUCUCGCUUCCCGGGGGACGACAUGUGGAGAAGUGAGACAGCGACAGGGACCAAGACGGAGGCAGAGAGCGAACCUGGGAGGCUGCGCGGAGGAAGAACCGAACGUCCGAACGACCAGGGGAGUCGCCAGAGGGAGUGUCUCGCUUCGCCCCGCAGUGACCAGAGUGCCGGGACGAACCCGAUGCGUCGUCAACUCGAUCCCCAGCAGACGACGGAGACCGCUGGCACGGAGCAGCUAGCGUCACGGCGCGGCUGGGCUUCCUCCCGUCUUGCAUCGCCCGAUCUUUUUCUUGCUCCAGGCUCUUCUCCGCGGGCACCCUGCGAUUCAGAGAGCCCUCUCCUGUCGCUAGACAGUUCCGAGCACACAGAGUCUGAUCUGUUUCCUCCUCGAUCAUCUCGCGCUGUCUCGUUCCGACAGCCUGGAGGUCGGCGUGGGCUCGUCGCCCCUUCGUCGUCAGCGUUCGGGUCCUCCGGCGUCGUCCCUGACGCCUCUGUGGUACCGCAGAGCCUGGAGCCGGUUUCUUCUCGGCGGCGUCGAGAAACCGAAGGAGAAUCCGAUUCACCAGCUGCCGCGCCCAUCCCGGAGUCGCCCGAUUUCCUCCGCAUGCCGUUUUUGACUGGAAUGGGAGCGGCUUCGGCCGGGCUCUUCUCCCCCCCGGCGUCGUCUACCGCCAGCUCGAGAGGGAGUGGAGAGAGGGGCGGCGGCGAGAUUUCCUGGAGCGGGAGAUCUGAGAAAGCUGUUGAGGGAGUUCUGGCUGCCGCGCGGGCGUUUGCGGCUCUCCGCAACUCGGCACACGCCGGGCAGAGGGGAGAGGUUCGCAGGCGAGACUGGGAGACAGGAAAGACGGUGGCAUCUGUGUUUCCCGAGAUAGAAGCUAGGAAGGGAAGGCCCGAGAUCAGGGAGGCUGUUGACGUGUUUUCCCUUUCCUCCGAGGACCUCGCCUCGAAGCCGAGGGUCAGUGAGGAAGAGCAGGUGUAUGGAGACGCACCAGGGGAGCCUUGGGAUGUAGAUUGGCGAUACAUCGGCGCAGAGAGGGAAUCCGAACGGAGGCGACGGGGGAGACAGAAGCCCGGCGGACCAGACGAGCGGCCAGGCCAUCAUGGGGAGGCAGGAGACGCGAGUUGCAUCCAGAGAGAAACGCGGCAGUGCGUGACAGGCAGCACGGGGAGAGAGCCCGAGGGACAGAGAAGAGGCGCCGAGCAGUCGUCGAGCCCAGUCCGUGGAUCGAGCAGAAAGGUAAAAGACAAGAAACGGCCUACCCGUCGUGCGGCGUUGCGGCGAGCAUCAAGGGCGACACGCGAUGCUCUUUUUCCGAUUUCGAACGACGAAGAGAUGCGAAACCGUCUCAAAGAGCGCAGAAAGCGAGGAAACCCGUCAGGCGGACGGGCGAACGAAGAGCAUCUUGACGAGGCGGAGCUAUCUGUUUCAGAUUUUCAUGAAGAAAGAGGCGUCGGUCGAGAGAGUGAAAUUCAAGCGGAUACAGACCAAGAAGUAUGGGGAGAGGAAGACGGCGAGGAAGCAGAACUGCUUUCAGCACAGGAGGGCGCGACUGACCCGCUGGAGUUGCCUGGUGAAGGGAACAGCGCAGACGGCGGAGCUCCGCUCGUAUCGUAUCCGGCUCGGGGAACGGCCAGAGAGGACCAUCCCUUCCUUCCGAGAUCCUCUUCCCCGUCUCCCGCGCGAUCCACCGCGAACGGAUCUGCCCGAUUUCCCUCGAGGUCGGAGUCCUCGCCUUCUCGCCGUCCCUCGGCAAUGCCGACAUCCCGUUUCCUCCGACCUGUCUUUGUGUCGCCUUCCGCUUCUUCACGCUCGUCUGCUUAUCCGUCCUCGCCCGCUCGUCCAAGGCAGCUUUCAAAGUCGCGAAACACACGGAGGACCACGCGUAACUGGGGCCGCCGAGAGAGAGAGCGCGCAAAGAAGGCGCGAGGAGACAACCCAGUGAAUGGAGGGCGACGCGAAGCUCGGGCAGAAAGAGACACUGGGGGACGGCUAGUGAACCGGGGAAGAGAUUCCUCGGAGGGUCAUGAGGCGUCAGAGGUAGCAGAGACUGAAUGGGACGUCGACGCUUCCGACGUGGAGGAAGAUGCAUCUGGAUCGGACGGUCGCCGAGCCGUCUUCUCUCCUGAGACAUUCCAUGGGGCCUCGCUUCCUUUUUGGGACGGCGAAACGGAGAAGACGGAGUCCUGUUUUUCCUCCGUUUCCGGAUCCGCGUUGUUUCCUUCGAACCGUCCUCAGCGAGGCUCGGGAGACAGGUUUGGUUCGGACGAGGACGAACGCACGAUUUUAUCUGCGUCCUCGCGUUCGUCUUCCGUUUCCUCUCGUUCCUUCGCGUGCGGCGACGACUCCUGCGAAGGAGCGGCCGAGCGCGGAGCGCGAGUCGGAGAUAGUCCUGUUCUCUUCCUGCCCGCAGUUUCCUCGGUUGGGCUUUCUCUGUCAGCCUCGCCUACCGUCACGGAAGGCGAACUCGACGGGGAGUCUCCCGGAUGUUCUGAGCCUUCGCUGGGCCCUCCGCUGUUCGCGCCCCCCGAGGCGGAGCAUGCAAGGCCCCUGCCAUCGCCGGGUUUCCGGAAGCGCCUCUUCGGCCGGAGAGAGAGUGGCGUGUCGGAGAGAGACAGCCACGGAGACACGCCUUCCGAGGGCAGCUGGAGCCCAGCUAGCGCCGGGGUCCGGUCGCACGUCCCAGACGAGAGCUGCGGAAGCAAUGCGUCAAGCCCAUCCAGUGGGGCGCUCCGGGGCCGAGUGAGCCUGGGGAGCCUGAGGGCGGCUUUUUUGAAGAGCCCCUCAAAAAGUUCAAACGAGGACCAUCCCUCUCCAGCGCCUAGAGAGUCGAGCUCGGGGAUCCGGCCCCUCGCCUCCCUCGCCCGGCGUCUCUCGGGGGCAGCCUCGCGUCUCGCGCACUCGAGCCACCACGCGGGGGAGUCCGAAGAGCCCAGUGCCCGACAGGAGACACCGGGCGGCGCGAACGCCCGGGAGAGCGGCCGGGCGGGUCUGGUUGCGACAUGCCGCGGAGACAUGGAGACACAGACGGACUUCUCGGUCGGCGCGCUGGGGCUCGGGACAAUUGCCCAGACCGUCGUCAGAGACGAGAAAAGGAACGGCGAGGGAGAGCGCCAGUUGCAGAGGGCUUCCCUUCGGCGAUUCAGCUUCACCAGCCUGAUGAAAAAAGACCUGCGACGCCCGGGUCGGACGGUUUCAGAUUCCACCGUGACCGCGACCAACGGGGAGGGGAAGGCGUCCCGCCUCGGGGCUCUUUUUCAUCGGAGAAGCAAAGACGGCACUGGCCAGGGCGAUCUCGGAGAGGGGAGAGAACCCGAAGCAGGCGGAGAAGAAAGAGAACGGGAGGAGGCGCAGAUAGCAGACGCCGGCUUAGGAAGGAACCUGGGGAACAUAGACAAGGGACCGGAAGGAGGCGCAGAAGCGACAGAAGCCGACGACAAGGCAUCCGAAAACGCAGGUGGAGAAGAGAGACACCCGAACGAGCAGGCCCGACUGUCGGGCUUCGCGCCGCUCCUCGAAAUACCGCGCAGGUCCUCCGACUGCGAAACACCCCCUCGAGAGCGACCCGAGGCGCCUCCAGAGACAUCUCAGGUCGACGGCAGCACGCGCGAGGGAGAGGGGAAUCUGCCUGGGCCGGAAGAGAAUUCGCAGCCGUUGUCUGAGGCCGACAGUGCCAGCGGGAAGGAACAGAGGGCGGCCGAGCGGGGAGAUGCAGGAAGGGAGACAGAAGAGGAUGGAGGCAGAAGAGGCUCACCGAAAGAGACGCUUUCUCUCGGGAACGUCUCUCAUUCUUCUGUAGACUGUGCGGCAAAUCACCACGGAGAAGCGGAAGGGGAAGCAGAAGGCCACGGAGAUUGUGGAAGCCCCCCGAGCGAGACACCCGCCCAGGCUUGUUCCGACGACAGAGAAGACGAUCCCGAGAGAGAGGAGGAAGAGCCGGGCCAAGGUGUAGAGACAGCGGAGAGAAAGGAGGAAGAGCCGGGCCAAGGUGUAGAGACAGCGGAGAGAGAGGAGGAACGGGCGGCUUCCCCCUUGUCUUGUGUCUCCUUGGCGUCGUCACAGUUGGCCAGCGGAGCCUCCGACUCUUCUCCUGCCCGUAGGCGUCUCUGUUCUUCCCGCGGGGCACGUCACGGAUUUUGGAUCCUCUCCAGAAGACUUCGGAAAACAGACAACCCUUCGAGUCCGUCAUCAGCCCACGGUUGCGUUGCUUCCCCCUCAGCCUCAUUGCAACACCCCAUUUCGACAGAGGGGGCGACAGGCCCGCGAGCCAGCGGCAGAGGAGAGGCCCUGGAAGUGCAGCUGAGCAGGGACGAAGGCGCCACGGAAAUUCCGAGGCGGUGUGUAGAGACAGCUCCGGUGACAAGGGCGAAUUCUGCGACGGGAAGGUUCAGUCCGAGUUUCCGUUCCCUCCUCUCUCUCCGCCUGUCCGUACGAGAGGAGCUAACGAGGCGCAGAAAGAGUACCAGCAGUGUAGCGCCCUCGGAGACGGGGCAGUCGGAGGGCGUGCAUGCCGUUUCCGCCGGGCAGGACGCAGCGAAGGACCAGCCGCACACACUUGAAGUUUUCCCCUCUUUUUGUUCAAGUGCCGAGGGCUGUCGCUCUGCAUCCGACCAGCUGUCGGGACUCGCACGCAAAGAAGAGACAGAGGAAAGAAGUCUGUCCUCGGAUUCACGAGUUUCUUCCGCAGCGGAGGCGGUGGAGCCGCGAGAGGUCGCGACACGCAGGAGGGUUUCCCUGUUUCGAAGGAACCCAACGAAAGAGGGAAGGGGGAAAGAAGUGAGAGGAAAACGGGGCCUCCGGCGAUCGAGCUAUUCUCGGGGUUUCCGUGGUUUGAGAGGACGCGCUGCGGCGCACCGGGACGCCUCUAGUGGAGACGGGGCGCCAGACGACAGCGCAGACGGGCCGGGGGUUGCCCAGCGAGACAGGCCAGAGAGCGAAGCAGCCGAGGCCUGCACCGCAGGAAGUGACUCGGGGAAAGAGAGAGGGGGUCGGAUGCGACGGCUGUCAACCUUUUUGAGACUGACAACAAACUCCAAGACGGAGAACGGUAGCAAGGAAACGCUCGCGCGGCGGCGCGUGGCGUCUCUUCCACCUCUGCCGCCCCCGGCACAUGGUCCCCCUGUGUCGCCUUUCGGACUUGGAGCAGCGGCGAGGAAGGGUAUGUCGCGUCUCAGGAGGAGGAGCAGCCAGUCGACGGCACUUGAGGAAGAAAAGCUGCAAGAGAGAAACCAGCCGGUGACUCUCUGUAGACACAGUUUCUCGCGAGAUCCCCGUGAUUCCGCGGGCCACCAAUCCUCUUCGCUCCAUGCAUGCGAGAGAGGCGAGGGAGGCUGGCCGCGUGAGCGACAGGAUCGCAGCCCGGCCGUCAAAACACGAAACGGAGAAGAACGCGAUGAAAAUCCUCGGCGGGAGGCUGCAUGCGCAGGGGAGGACGAACACACAGAGACCGACGGGCGGGAAGGCAGCUCCUCUGAGGAGAGCGACGAAGAAACGUCUGCGCAGGAGUGGGUGGAGGGUAGCAGUGACGAAGGCGAAGACACCGUGUUGCCGGAGGAGGAAGACGAGUCAGGCGAAGACGGAGAACGAGAAGGAAGGGGAGAAGAUAAAGCCGAGGUCGCGUUUGCCAAAAGGCAAACCACGGGGCUGAGAUCAGGAGUGACUGCUCCACAUCGUCCAUGUCCGUCUGCUGAAGACGCCGCAGCGCCUCGUGCAGAAAGGCUCAAGACCGGGCUAGUGGGAAGCGAGUCGGGAGCUCCCGAAUGGGACACAAGUGACUGGAGUGUCGGAGAGAGCAGCAGCGACGAAGAGGUCGAGAGACCCUGGCAAGAUGGACCUUCCUCUUCGUCAGACGAAGAAAAACAAGGAAAGGUGGAAGACGAGAAAGAAGAGGAGAAAGAGGCCGAGGAGAAGGAGGGAGAAGAGAAAGAGGGAGAAGAGAAAGAGGGAGAAGAGAGUCAGACACAGGAGAGUCCGACACCAGAGAGAUUUCGAAAUGCAGGGGUAUGCCUUGAUGAGAUGCUACGGCUUACAGCAACACCUCCGUACCAACGGGAGAGCUCUAUCGAGAUUUCUGAGUUGUAUCAGCGUCAGUGGAAGUCCUUGCGGACAUUGGAAACCGCAGGGGCCUUUCCUCGUCAGCUGCGCCAGAACGCUGGGGCGUCGCAGCAGACACUCGCUGCUUCACGCCGCGUCGGGCGACAUUUGGGAAACCGCUUGAGCGUUGCCAAGAAGGCGCCGCUUGGGAAAGCGGUGGAGCUCUCGCGAGCGUCGUCCCAUUCACCAAGGGCGCCGUGUUCUUCGUCUUCUCCUGUGCGUCAGUCUUGUGGCUCUGUGCCACGCGCUUUCCGGGUGUCUUCCGCUCCCUCCGUGUCUCCGCUGCCGAUCCGUCCCGAACCGUGCGGCCGCGUGAGGCUUUUGUUCGGAGGGGCUCCAGUUUCCUUUUGCGUGUCGGCUGGACCUCCACGGUUUUUGACACAGCCCGUCCACGCGCUGCCGCCGAAGGGCCCGAAAGGCGGUCCCCCGAAGAAAGGCAAAGCCGCGGGGUGGGCGCCGCCGCCGCCUCGGCCGCCGCCUGGAGAAGACGAAGGCACGCAAAUGGUGGAGGGCCGGUCUGUUUUGAAGCAGGGAAUUUUCAAGAAACCAGAGGCUGCGCCGAAGAAGGACUUGCCUCCGAAGGAGGUGAAGGCGCUGGAGAAGGCCAGCCAAGCCGAAGCGGGCAAGGUCGAGACCGCGAAAAAAGCCGGUCCCCCUCUGGAAAAGGUGGCGGUGAAAAGUGUGCCGAAGCCCUCGCCGGCGGGCCCACCAAAGAUAGCCGCGAAGACUUCCGCAACCAAAGAAGAGGCGAAGACUCCCGCAGCCAAAGAAGAGCCAAAGACUCCCGCAGCCAAAGAAGAGGCGAAGGCGGCGCCUGUGGCAAAAGAAGAGGCGAAGGCGAAAGCUGCACUUGAAAGCCGCAAAAAGGGUGAUGGAUUCGCCCCAGUGAAGUUGCCACUCGGGAAGCCGCCGCCGCCGCCGAAAACCCCAAAGAUGAAAAUCGUGAUUGGGCAGACUGGGAAAGCAACUGUUCUCGAUGCGAAAGCUUCAUCGGAAGAUCUGGACUAUGACGGCAUUGAGCCGAGCUUCGUUCCCCCCUAUAUGGGCGUUCCGCCUGUCCCUAGGGAUGUUCUCUCCAAGAUCACGAAAUUGAAGCCCGGGACGGAAAAGGAUCCCCAGCUGGGGGAAGUUCCGGUAGUCAUUCUGAUGGACGAUAACAAUGUUGAGCUGGCGAGGCUCCCGUGGCAGGUCGACAUAUCCUCGUUUUCUCUUGCACAGAGCUCGAUGUCCAUCCUCGUGGCCCGCAGACUGGGCCUUUUGGCUCGGCGCCUCGAUGAAGACAAAAAGGAAGACGACACCAGAAAUUGGUUGACCGGAGAAGGUCUGAAAAAGUUCGGGCUUUCGAUGCAGAAAGAGAAACCCACCUUUGGAGACACCAGUCUCCUACUGGGCAUGGGCCUUGCGGCCCUCCCGGCUGCUCUUGCUCAGAAGAAGCCAGAGCCACCGAAAAAGGAGGAAGCGAAGCCGAAAGAAGAGCCGAAGAAAGAAGCACCGAAGAAAGGACCGCCUGGCGGGAAAGGGGGCAAGGGCCCGCCAGGUAAGGGGCCUCCAAAGGCAAAAGGAAAGGGGCCAAAGAAGAAGGGUGAAGGUGGUCUUAAGGUGGGCAAAAAAGACGAGGGUAAAACAAAGAGGUUCUUCUGGGAUCCUAUCUUUGAGGACGAGAUUCCCGGAACCAUUUUCAUGAAGAAACCAACUCUCCAACUCAAGCUUCAGGACGUCGAGGAGACAUUCGCGAAAGUUGUCGCCAAGAAGAAGGCAGAAACGAAGAAACCCAAGAUCAUCCAACUGCUUCCGGAUUCGAAGCGCGCCUACAAUAUGAACAUUGCCUUGUCGAAGUUCAACAAUUACUCAUACCAACAGUUGCGUGAGGCCAUAAUUGAUCUUGAUCCGAAGAUCCUAACGAUUGAGGCGACUGAAACGCUGCUGAACUUCGUGCCCACGGGGGAAGAAAACCAGGUCGUUAAAGAAUACAUUAACUCUGGGGGCGACUUGAAAUUGGUCGACAGGCCAGAACAAUUCGUGGCGGCUAUGCUGGGUGUGCCCCUGAUGAAACAGCGCCUUGAGGCCCAUGCCUUCGCUCUGAAUUUCCGGGAGGCUUACAGCGAUGCGUACACUCCACUGGAGAACAUGGCAGACGCGUGCGAUGCUAUCGACGACUCCCAGAACCUCAAAGUUGUCCUUUUCGCUAUUCUUGAGUUGGGAAAUGCGCUCAAUGAGGGCGACCCUCAGAGAGGAAGUGCGUCAGGGUUUAAACCGACAACACUUGCCAAGCUACAAGAAAUUCGUACAACGACAAAACCCGUCAGAACAAUGCUGCAAUACAUAUGCGAUAUUAUAUGGGAGCAACAACCGACAGCCCUGAACAUUUACGAGGAUUUGAAAAUAUGUGACAAAGCGCAACGUGUAGAUAUGCAGGGUAUUGAGGGGAGGAUUUCCAAUCUAAAGGCGGGCCUGACAAAAGUGAAGAACACUCUUGAGGCAGCAAAGAAAGGCAACGAGUCCACUGGAGUCAUGGGCGACCGUGACCCUCUUCGGAAGAUCAUGGAUGAAUUCCUGAUAGAGGCGGAGCCGAAGAUUAAGCAACUCGAUGACUUCCUGGUGCAGGUUCAAAGUCAAUUCUUGCAGACGUGUCACUACUCUGGUUAUCCUGACAAAGACGUUAAGAAGAUCAAGCCAGAUGAACUGUUCAAGCAGGUUGCGGGCUUCGCGAGACAGGUGGAUGCCAUUCGCAAGCAGAAGCAAGAGAUUGCGGAUCGUGAGUUGAAGCGCAAGGAGGCCGAGGCGAAGAGAGCAGGCAAAGGAAUCAAGACGACUGCAAUCAGAAAACUUAGGGGAAAGUGA
Messenger RNA from Neospora caninum, 13227 nucleotides. RefSeq lists its product as hypothetical. Lineage: Eukaryota; Apicomplexa; Conoidasida; Eucoccidiorida; Sarcocystidae. The record is from RefSeq and is a predicted model, not a curated record. The coding region runs from base 1 to 13227 and encodes 4408 amino acids. The transcript is spliced from 7 exons. Gene Ontology annotation, molecular function: protein binding.